UUUGUGGAACAAAAUAGGUGCUAUAAUAAUAGAUAAAAACAAUGAGAACCACCAACUCACUCAUCCGUUCACUCACCUAUCUCCACUUCCAUUUCCACUCUCAUAUCCUCCCAAAACCCACCACCACAUACCACCAACACGCCAUGUCCACACCCACCGACCUCAUCACCCCAUCAAACACGCGCAUCGGCUGGAUCGGAACCGGCGUCAUGGGCCAAUCCAUGUGUUCUCAUCUCAUCAAGGCCGGCUACACUGUCACCAUCUUCACAAGAACCAAAUCCAAAGCCCAAUCCUUACUCAACAACGGAGCCCAUUGGGCCCCUUCACCAUUCGCCCUCGCUACUCAAUCCGACGUCGUUUUCUCCAUCGUCGGAUACCCAUCUGACGUCCGUCACGUCCUCCUGCACCCCACCUCCGGUGCCCUCGCCGGUCUCUCCCCUGCCGGAAUCUUGGUCGACAUGACAACUUCCGAACCUUCUUUAGCCGUCGAGAUCGCCAAGUCCGCCGCAGAAAAAUCAUGUUUUGCUGUCGACGCGCCGGUUUCCGGCGGUGACCGUGGCGCGUUGAACGCCACGCUCUCGAUAUUCGCUGGCGGUGAAGAGUCUAUCAUCAAAAAGUUGAGCCCAGUUUUUAGCUUGUUAGGAAAAGUCAACUAUAUGGGUGGGUCAGGAAAAGGGCAAUUUGGUAAAUUAGCAAAUCAAGUAACUAUAGCUUCUACCAUGGUUGGGUUAAUUGAGGGGUUAAUAUAUGCACAUAAAAGCGGUCUUGAUUUAAAUGUAUAUUUGAAUGCAAUAUCAACAGGUGCAGCUGGGUCAAAGUCAUUAGAAUUGUAUGGUCAAAGGAUAUUAAAAAGAGAUUUUGAAGCUGGUUUUUAUGUUAAUCAUUUUGUUAAGGAUUUAGGGAUUUGUUUAAGGGAAUGCGAGAAAAUGGGGAUUUCAUUACCCGGUUUGGCUCUUGCCCAACAGCUUUAUGUGUCGCUAAAGGCUCAUGGUGAAGGUGAUUUAGGGACACAAGCUCUUGUUUUGUCGCUCGAAAGGCUUAAUAAUAUUAGCUUAGGUUGAAUGGUGUGUGGGGAUCUUGUGAAAUAUUAGCGUUUAUCAAUAAUAAUUGUCAUCUACUUGUGUUUUUGCAUGAUCCUGAAGCCUUGAAUGAUAUUAAGGAUACCUACAUGAUUAAAGUAAUAGAAUUUGUUAACUUUGUUAUGGUA
This is a messenger RNA of Erigeron canadensis, 1207 nucleotides long. Its product is annotated as probable 3-hydroxyisobutyrate dehydrogenase-like 1, mitochondrial. Gene Ontology annotation, molecular function: NADP binding; oxidoreductase activity; NAD binding. Bases 42 to 1061 code for a protein of 339 amino acids. The record is from RefSeq and is a predicted model, not a curated record. NCBI's taxonomy places the organism in Eukaryota, Viridiplantae, Streptophyta, Magnoliopsida, Asterales, Asteraceae. The transcript has a single exon.